AUAGAUCUGUAGUUGAAAUGUGUUAUACAUUUUGCCAUAAAGAAUUUCUGCUUGAAUCCUUGUACUGUAGACCAAUUCUAAACUCUCCAUUGUCUGCAGGGUUUACCAGAGAGAAUACAGACAUCUCCUGGCUUUUAUAUUUGCUAUUGAUGAAAUAAACCGCAGUCCAGACAUUCUGCCCAACAUAACUCUGGGAUAUCAUGUGUAUGAUUCUUGUGGACAUGUGAAUAAAGCUAUAAAAGACGUUCUACAGAUAUUGUCUGGACAUACAAAGGGAGCUCCAAAUUAUUCCUGUAUGGAGCGGGGUGCCCUGGCUGGUUUCAUUGGAGAUCUCAAUUCUGACACCACUCUCCAAAUGGCCCAGCUGCUGAGUCUAUAUGGUUACACCCAGAUUAGUUAUGGAGCCAGAGAUACUUUGCUGAGUGAUAGAAAGAUGUAUCCAAACUUUUUCCGGACAGUUCCGGAUGAUGAGAUGCAAUAUGUGGCCAUAGCAAAGUUACUGGAAAGGUUGAAGUGGAACUGGGUCGGGAUCCUUACAUCUGAUGAUGAAUACGGAGAGAGGGAGAUCCGACAUCUCAGCAAACAUUUAUCUGAUCAUGGAAUUUGUAUUGAAUUCAAGAUUCUGGUGUCUAUAAAGAAUUAUAAUAAAAUUCCUCCAGAGCUGCGGACCUCAACCACGGAAGUUCUUAUUAUUUGUGGCUCAUUUAGUCUGAUUUAUUACAAGUUUUUGUAUCAUAAUGUCCCUUAUUACACGGAGAAAACUUUUAUUAUACCAGAUUCUUGGUCAAUGAGUGAAAUAUUUUUUUCUCUCAGUAACUGCAGCUUGGCGUUUACAUUCCCCCCUCUCUACAUAAAGGGAUUGCUGGAAUAUUUUUAUAGUAUUCAUCCAUCCAGCCGCCCAAAUGACCCCCUGAUGGAGGAUAUUCUCAUAUCUGAAUUUCAAUGCUUUUCAGAAAACCAAAUGAAAAAUGUCCUUAUUCCAAUUAUACAUAGACGUCCUCUUAGGAACUGCAGUUUGGGGAAAAUUCCACUUGAUUUAUAUUUUCCUGAUGAGAAAACAUCCUAUAGAGUGUAUAUCUCAGUCUACAUUUUGGCUCAAGCAUUACAUGACAUGGAUUUAUGUUUAAAAAUAAAUAACGGAAAAUCUGAAAUAAAUCCACACACACUAAAGUAUAAGGUGAGAGCGUCCAAUGAAAGUUUACUCGUAUCUUUUUAUACUCGGUCAGUUCAGUACUGGAACACAAUGGGGGUCACUAAAGCCAUAGAGGCAGCUAAUUGGAAGACUGGUGUCACGCCUAAUCUAAGCCGUAACCUGAGAACAGCCCUCAACACCAUUCGCAACAAUGAUGACCUUGUCAUCAAACCCUCUGACAAGGGUGGAAACAUUGUGGUAAUGGACAGAGCCUGCUAUGAAGACAUGUGUUAUAAAAUUCUCAAUAACAGAGAUUGGUAUAGGCCGUUACCGGCUUCAAUGAUUACACAGAGCAUCAAACGAUACCGCCAAAUCCUGAAUUGUGCACAACGUCUGGGUAUCAUUGAUGAUACCACCCUACAAUUUCUCAACGUCGAAAGCCCUACAACACCGACGUUUUACGCCUCAUCCAAAAUACAUAAGGUCGUCCUACCUCCACCAGGUCGCCCUAUUGUGUCUGGAUGUGGGUUACUAACUGAAAAUAUAAGUAGGAUAAUUGAUGAAUACCUAUACCCUCAUGUUCAAAGUCUUUUUUCUCAUGUCAAAGAUACCAUCGAAUUAUUGAAAAUCGUUGAUGGACUCACUAUUCCACCUAACGCAUGGUUGGUUGCAAUAGAUAUUGAGGCACUCUAUAAUUCCAUCCCCCACGGGUUAGGCACACAGGUAGUUAGAAGUUUCCUCAAUGAGCAUGACAAAAACACAUCGAAAUACAACAACUUAAUCAUAGAGAUGCUUGAAUUUAUCUUGAUGAAUAAUAUUUUAUUCAGUGAGGAAUCCAGAAACACCCUGUCGGAUAGCGUGCUAACAUGGCAUCACUAUAUCGACAACGUGUUUAUGUUCUGGGCAGGUUCGAAGGAGGACUUGGUACUCUUUCUGGAAGGUUUACAAACCAAUCACUAUAACCUAAAAUUUACGUAUAAUGUUAGUCAAAAACGUAUCACUUUUUUAGAUGUAGAACUCUACAUAGACGAAAACGGUCUCCUAUGUUCUACACUUUAUAGGAAACCUACGGCAGGUAACAGUUUGUUGCAUGCCACCAGCUCGCACCCUAAAUCACUUAUUAACAGCAUACCUUACAGUCAAUAUUUGAGACUGAGGCAAAACUGUUCCCAUGAGGAAGAUUACAGAAGAGAAGCAGCCCAGUUGUAUGGCCGACUCAAAGAGAGGGGCUAUAGCAAGACGUGCUUACGUCAAGCUUUCAACAAAGCCAGUACUUUAGAAAGAAAUACUCUUAUCUAUAAAUCUAAAGCUGACCCCAAAACAAACACCACUAGAGUAAUUACCUGGUUUAACCGUCAACGUGGUCUAAUUCGUAACAUAUAUAGUACAUUUUGGCAUCUCCUUACCUCUGAUGACACAAUCAAUAAGUUUGUGAAUCUGACACCUGAGAUUACAUUUAAACGUUCUCCAUCAAUCAGAGACAAAGCUGUCUCCAGCCAUUACGCGGUACAAACGCUGUCCCGCUAUGUAAAAGAAGUCCAGUACAAGGAUCAGGAUGGUGAUGUCAUGAUUUUUAAUGGAAAAGGAGAACUGCCCAGCCCAUUGGACAUUGUAAAUUGGGUUACAAGAAUUAAAGAUAUAAAUAUCACUGAGUGUAUGCUUGUGGGUCACUUUGAUGGGUUCCUUUCAGAGGGUCAGCAACUUACACUAGAAACAAAGCAAAUAUCAUGGAAUGGAGACAAGAACAUAUUCUGUGGUAUCCAGACUAAUGAAGGGCCACCUUUCAUUAAUGGUCCAUGUGUUUCCACCAAGGUCCCAAGAGGUCAAUGCUCCGAGGAAUGUCUUCCGGGGUUCAGAAAAUCUUAUACCGUGCCUAAUGUUAUUUUCACUUCUUUUUACUCUACAGACAGUGAACUCUGCAAGAAGUGUCCUGAAAAUGAAUGGCCUAACAAAGCUAAAACUAUUUGUAGUGACAAGGUCAUAAAGUAUUUAUCAUACGAGGAGGACAUUCUAGUUUUAUUUUUUUCUAUAACUUCAGUCAUAUUUGCUACAACAUCUCUCCUUCUACUUGGACUAUUUGUUUGGUUUCGGAUCACUCCCAUAGUCAGAGCCAAUAACCGGAACCUCAGCUUCAUUCUGCUCCUCUCCCUCAUACUGAGCUUCCUUUCUGUAUUCCUGUUCCUUGGCCGUCCUGUGGAUAUUACCUGUAUGCUGCAACAAGUCACUUUUGGAAUUCCCUUCACCAUCUCAGCAUCUUCUAUCCUCGCCAAAACCAUCAUGGUCUUCAUUGCUUUUAAAGCCACCAGACCUGGAAGCUCUUGUAGAAAAUGGGUGGGAGUCAAACUUCCCAAUACAGUCAUGUUAUUCUGCUCAUCCAUUCAGGUUAUGAAUUGCAUUCUCUGGUUGUUCAUCUCUCCACCAUUUCAGGAGUAUGACAUGGACUCCUAUCCUGGGAAGAUCCUCAUUCAGUGUAAUGAAGGGUCAGUUAUCGGCUUCUACUCUAUGUUGGGUUAUAUGGGGUUUCUGGCAGCUGUGAGUUUUCUUCUGGCUUUCAUGGUGAGGACAUUACCGGACAGUUUUAAUGAGGCCAAGUACAUCACCUUCAGCAUGCUGGUGUUCUGCAGUGUCUGGAUUGCCAUGAUCCCGGCCUAUCUGAGCACCAGAGGGAAAUACAUGGUGGCUGUGGAGGUAUUCGCCAUACUGACCUCCAGUGCUGGAAUAUUAUUGUGUAUGUUUUCUCCAAAACUCUACAUUUUACUUUUCAAACCUGAACUGAACACAAGAGGGACAAUGCUGGGGAAGAGAAUGAUGGAAAUGUAACACAUUGAUUCAAUGUAUAAUGUUGUAGAUCAGAUUAAACA
This is a messenger RNA of Rana temporaria (common frog), 3993 nucleotides long. RefSeq names its product extracellular calcium-sensing receptor-like. NCBI's taxonomy places the organism in Eukaryota, Metazoa, Chordata, Amphibia, Anura, Ranidae. Gene Ontology annotation, molecular function: G protein-coupled receptor activity. Gene Ontology annotation, cellular component: membrane. Bases 296 to 3952 code for a protein of 1218 amino acids. The transcript has 7 exons. Gene Ontology annotation, biological process: G protein-coupled receptor signaling pathway. The record is from RefSeq and is a predicted model, not a curated record.